Messenger RNA from Astyanax mexicanus (Mexican tetra), 1666 nucleotides. Its product is annotated as olfactory receptor 52K1-like. The transcript has a single exon. The record is from RefSeq and is a predicted model, not a curated record. Gene Ontology annotation, molecular function: G protein-coupled receptor activity; olfactory receptor activity. The coding region runs from base 198 to 1160 and encodes 320 amino acids. Lineage: Eukaryota; Metazoa; Chordata; Actinopteri; Characiformes; Acestrorhamphidae. Gene Ontology annotation, cellular component: membrane. Gene Ontology annotation, biological process: G protein-coupled receptor signaling pathway.
AGGCCUUCAUCUUUAAGUGUUAUUUUCCAGAUAUUGUGUGUCAGGGUGGAUUAUUAAUGCAUGUCUGAAUUGGGGCUGAACACAGAAGUGUUGGAGGUAUUUUUCCACUGUACAUCUUGCUUAGGCUAUACAAAAAGUUUUUUUUUAAUAGUAACAACUGAAGAGAAUAUUUACUAUAGUAGUUUUGAGAAUAUAAGAUGACUGUAAGUGCUGUGCAAGAUCUUCCUUCACAAAAUGUUUCAUUCAGAACUUUCAGACUGAGUGGUUUCCGUGAUUUGGAAGAAUGGCGGCCUAUAUUAACCAUACCAUAUCUUCUUAUGUUUAUGUUGUCUACCACCUCAAACUCUUUUUUGAUAUUUUUAAUUAUAUCCCAGAGAGCUCUGCACUCUCCAAUGUUUGUAUUAAUUGGCCUAAUGGCUGCUGUGGAUCUGUGUUCACCAAUAUUUUUUGUACCAAACAUGCUGCUCAACUUCUUAUUUGACUGGGAUCAGAUUUCACUUCUUGGAUGUUUAAUACAGAUGUUUUUUAUUCAUUAUGUUGGUGCAUUUCAAUCAACUUUACUGCUCUGGAUGUCUCUGGAUCGGUUCUUUGCUAUUUGCAAACCUCUUUCUUAUCACAAAUAUAUGCAAAUGUCCAGCUUUCUAAAGUAUAUUAUUGUGCCAGUAAUCAGAAAUAUAAUUUUAGUUAUUAUGAUGGUUUCUUUGGCUGGGAAAUUACAUUAUUGUAUGAAAAAUGAGAUUGAUCAUUGUUUUUGUGAACACAUGGCACUAGUCCAGCUGGCAUGUGGAGACAUUUCUAUUAAUAACCUAGUAGGACUCUUAACUGCUGUGUUAGUACCAACUGCAGACUUUGUACUUAUUACUGUAUCUUAUGUAAUAAUAUUUUCUUCUGUAAUAAGAUCAGGGAAGUCGCACUCUAAAGCUGUUAACACUUGUGUUACACAUAUAAUUGUUAUUACUGGUAGUUUAGUGUUUGCCUUGUUGGCUUUUUUGUCAUACAGAAUAAGAAAUAAUUUUUCUCCUAAUGUCCGUACUUUUAUAAGUACAAUGUACAUACUUUUUGCAAGCUGUUUCAACCCAAUUAUCUAUGGAUUAAGAACAAAAGAAUUAAGAGAACAUUUUCUGAAAUUCAUAAACCAUGGUAAGGUCUUACCACAGUAACCCAAUAAUAUAGACUAUAGUAUUGUUAUUGAAUAAAUACACUUUAUAAAGAGAUUAUAUUGAGAUUUACCUUUAAAAUGUAGUCCACACAUACGCUAUUAUUUUCAAGGAUGCUUAUAUUGUAAAGACAGGAUUGCAACUAUCAGGAGUAUCAACAGAAUUUUUAAAAGUCAUCCAUAGGUCAUAUACCAGCUUCCAGCCCCCACCAAAACUAUAAUGUAGUAGAACGCAUGUGACUUUAAUACUACUGCCCCAUAGAUGGAGACCACUACUCCAGGCCACAGAUCUAUAGACAUAGUUAGGAGAAGACCUUAAACUGAGUUUAAGUCAGACUAAGCCAUCAUGGUACACAAAAGUGAGCUCAUCUUUAGAGACUAUACACUGCUUCCCUCAUCCUUUGCCUCUAUCUCAUAGAAUCCCAUUUUUAUGACACUUUUAAAAAAAAUAAAUUAAUGUAUUAAAAGCUAACUUAGCUACAAUCUAUUUAGAUAGCUAAUAGUAUUAUG